Molecule: messenger RNA, 2701 nt
Organism: Phoenix dactylifera (date palm)
Lineage: Eukaryota; Viridiplantae; Streptophyta; Magnoliopsida; Arecales; Arecaceae
Product: mannosyl-oligosaccharide 1,2-alpha-mannosidase MNS3-like
Biological process (GO): mannose trimming involved in glycoprotein ERAD pathway; carbohydrate metabolic process
Cellular component (GO): endoplasmic reticulum; trans-Golgi network; membrane
Molecular function (GO): mannosyl-oligosaccharide 1,2-alpha-mannosidase activity; calcium ion binding
Source: RefSeq, a predicted model, not a curated record
CGGUCUUUUCCCCGGGUUGACUCCAACUCCGAAACGCUAUAAAGCGGUCCGACCCGCUGCUCCCCCUUUUCUCCGGUUCUCCCUCCCAGUGCCCCGUUCUUGCUCCCUAGAUCUCGUCGAGAAGCGAAACUAGGGGCGAAGAAAAGACGAGGAGUAGAAACCCUAAUUCCUCACACCAGCGGACAUGUCGACCAGGCCUUUACCUUAUUCGAUGCAAGACGUCGAUUACGACAAUGCCAAGUUCCGCCACCGAUCCCCAUUCAAGGUGAUUACUCAGGCAUUGGUUACUAGCAGUAUCAGAUAUGACUGCGGAAGAUGCAGCAUAGGAAAAUUUUUAGGGCUAUUGAUGAUUGUUGGGUUAACAUACUUAAUGGUAGGACAUAAAGUUUCCAAUCAUUCUCCGCCUAGUGAACUUUUGGAUGGAUUGGUGGUUGGGGAAGAUAAGCUUUCCAAGGGAGUUGUCCAUACAAUUGCAAGAUCUUGGAGAAAACCUCCUCGGCUUCCUCCUCAACUUCCUCCUGCCGAAGUGCGUAAUGAUACUUCUAAUUUUGAUCAAAAGAAGCUAUAUCCCAUGUCUGAAUGGAUAUCUAGGCAACAAAAGGUUAAAGAGACAUUUCACCAUGCUUGGUCUGGCUAUAGAUCCUAUGCAAUGGGUUAUGAUGAACUUAUGCCCUUGAGUCAUAGAGGAAUUGAUGGUUUGGGAGGUCUAGGCGCAACCAUCAUAGAUUCCUUAGAUACAGCCAUGAUUAUGGGUGCUGAUGACAUUGUUUCUGAAGCAGGGAUGUGGAUAGAAAAACACCUUACUGAAAGAAUCAAUACAAAAGGGCAGGUCAAUUUAUUUGAAACUACCAUUCGUGUUUUAGGGGGCCUUCUCAGCGCUUAUCAUUUAAGUGGGGGUGAACAUGGCACCUUGGAAGACAGUGGAAUAUCCGUGACUCUUGAAGGAGCUAAGCCAGAGGUGUUCUUAGAAAUAGCAAAGAAUUUGGCUGACAGGCUGUUAUCUGCUUUUACUUCAAGUCCAACAUCAAUUCCUUUCAGUGAUGUCAUUCUUCAUGAUAGUACAGCCCAUCCUUCUCCUGAUGGCAUGAGCAGUACUUCAGAAGUUUCAACCUUGCAACUUGAGUUUAACUACCUCAGCAAAAUUUCAGGUGAUCCAAAAUAUGGUUCAGAGGCAAUGAAGGUAUUGGAACAUUUAAGGACACUUCCCAAGGUGGAAGGUCUGGUGCCUAUUUACAUCAGUCCCCAAUCUGGUCAAUUUAAUGGAGAGAACAUUCGGCUCGGAUCUCGUGGUGACAGUUACUAUGAGUACUUAAUUAAAGUGUGGAUUCAACAAAAAACUGGUCGCAAUAGCCAGCUAAAGUAUCUAUAUGAGAUGUAUACAGAAGCAAUGAAAGGGGUCAGACAUCUUCUUGUUCGGAAAUCCAUACCCAAAGGGCUGGUUUUUGUUGGGGAGCUGCCCUAUGGAUCUAAUGGUGGCUUCAGUGCCAAAAUGGAUCACCUGGUGUGUUUCCUUCCAGGCACCCUUGCACUUGGUGCAACCAAAGGUAUCACAAAGAAAAAGGCAGUUGAAGGUAAUUUGUUAACUGCAGAAGACUUGGAGAAUCUAAAGCUUGCUGAAGAUCUGGCAAAAACAUGCUUUGAAAUGUAUUCUGUGACUUCUACUGGUCUUGCUCCUGAAAUUGUUUAUUUCCAUAUUGAGGGUGGUUCUGAAGGGGGACCUGGUGGUGGUAACAAAAGCUCCGAGUAUGUAAAUGAUAUAAUCAUCAAACACAAUGAUCGUCAUAAUCUUUUGCGCCCAGAAACUGUGGAAUCAUUAUUUGUGCUGUAUCGUAUUACUGAAGAUCCAAAAUACCGUGAAUGGGGCUGGCAGAUCUUUGAGGCCUUUGAAAAAUAUACAAAGGUGGAUUCUGGAGGUUAUACUUGUUUGGAUGAUGUCACAACAACACCCCCUCGGAAAAGAGACAAGAUGGAGACUUUCUUCUUGGGGGAAACAUUGAAGUAUUUAUAUUUGUUGUUUGGAGACAAUAAUGUUCUUCCUCUGGAUAAGUUUGUAUUCAACACAGAAGCCCAUCCUUUUCCACUUAACUGAUCUACAGACUAGCCUUAAUACUCCAACAAUCAUUCUGAGUAUAUCUUGACAAUGCAAGCUUGAGGAAACUCUAUUAUCUUGCGUUGUGAGGAAAGUCAGCCAUUGUCUUAUUGAUUGCCAAAAUUAUUGACAUCUGUGUGCUUGUCAGAGUUGUGGCACGGGAUUUUUGGCACUGGAGAGGUUGUGGGAUAUGUUCUGACAUCAAAUCCCCCCUGCAUGAAUGUAUGUUACAAGCAGACAUCGAGGAAGUGAUCGUCUACAAAAUCAAUUUUGAUUUUCUAGUUUCUGCAUCAUACAAAGGCUCACUUAUUCGAUAUCUACAUUCAAAGUUCCAUGCAACAUUGUUAAAUCUGGGUUAUCAUUGAGUUCAGUCAAAGCAAACAAAAUCAUCACUUAUUAGGUACUGGAUUUCCAUGGUUUAUUGUGAACCAAGCGGUCAGAUGUAAUUACUAUAUGAGUUUGCUGUUUGAUUAUUGGAGGUAUUGAAAUCUAGAUACCUAGGUUACUUGUUGGAAGUGAUGACAAAUAUUGAUUUGGAAAUAUGUGAUACUCUUUUGACAAUUUCUCAUGCAUAGAUCAAGGCUUACAUUUUGCCAAUGGGUAUUGCUCUAA